AGCGUCGGUUGGCUUGGUUUCUAUGGCGACGGGGCCGGCUCUGAGGCCUGGGCCUGCGGGGGCAAGAUGAAGCUGAAGCGGUUCUUGCUGCGAUAUUACCCGCCGGGCAUUAUUUUGGAAUAUGUUCAAGGCGGGGAAGUGAAAACCAAAUCCAUAGAUUUACUAGAUCUCAGUGCUGCUACAGACGUAGAUGCUUUAGUAGAAGACAUUAGAAAGGCAGAACCUCUUAUCACAGCUUCACGUAAAGAUCAGAUUGUGCAUUUAAUAUCACGAUUACAAGAUAAGCUUCGGCAACAGGUGGACCACAAAUUCUAUCUUUUUAAGGUACUUCGGGCACAUAUUUUGCCUCUGACUAAUGUUGCCUUUAACAAAUCUGGUUCCUGCUUUAUCACUGGAAGUUAUGACAGAACUUGCAAACUAUGGGACACAGCAUCAGGAGAAGAGCUUCAUACUUUGGAAGGACACAGGAAUGUGGUCUAUGCAAUUGCUUUCAAUAAUCCCUAUGGUGACAAGAUUGCUACUGGGUCAUUUGACAAGACCUGCAAAUUAUGGAGUGUGGAUACAGGGAAAUGCUAUUAUACCUUUCGAGGACAUACUGCAGAGAUAGUUUGCUUGUCAUUUAAUCUUCAAAGUACCCUGGUUGCUACGGGAAGUAUGGAUACCACAGCUAAACUAUGGGACAUACAGAAUGGUGAAGAAGUGGUCACAUUAACAGGGCAUUCUGCAGAGAUUAUUGCAUUAUCAUUUAACACCACAGGAGACAGGAUCAUCACAGGUUCCUUUGACCAUACGGUUGCUGUGUGGGAUGUUGGCACAGGCAGGAGAAUGCAUACUUUAAUAGGCCACCGGGCAGAAAUAAGUAGUGCACAGUUCAACUGGGACUGUACUCUGAUUGUAACUGGAUCAAUGGACAAAACGUGCAUGCUGUGGAAUGCUCUGACUGGCAAACGUGUGGCAACUUUAACAGGUCAUGAUGAUGAAGUGUUAGAUGUUUGUUUUGAUUACACUGGGCAGCAUAUUGCAACUGCCUCAGCUGAUGGAUCAGCAAGAGUUUAUAAUGCAGAAAACAAAAAAUGUAUUGCAAAACUUGAAGGUCAUGGAGGAGAGAUUUCAAAAAUCUGCUUCAAUCCUCAAGGCAGUCGUAUCCUUACAGCCAGCUGUGAUAAAACUGCUCGGCUCUGGGAUCCUCAGACAGGACAAUGCAUUCAAAUACUAGAAGGCCACACGGAUGAGAUAUUUUCAUGUGCUUUCAACUACAAAGGCGAUAUAAUAAUUACAGGGAGCAAGGAUAAUACAUGCAGGAUAUGGCGUUAAUUGAAGAUGAUAUCUGACCCAGCUUCCUAGCAGCUUUCAUGAGUUUCUUACACAGUCAAUAACCAUUAAGCCCUUCAAAAACCAGUUUUGCCU
Molecule: messenger RNA, 1407 nt
Organism: Euleptes europaea (tarantolino)
Lineage: Eukaryota; Metazoa; Chordata; Lepidosauria; Squamata; Sphaerodactylidae
Gene: DAW1
Product: dynein assembly factor with WD repeats 1
Exons: 13
Coding region: 67-1314 (415 amino acids)
Biological process (GO): mRNA splicing, via spliceosome
Cellular component (GO): U4/U6 x U5 tri-snRNP complex
Molecular function (GO): U6 snRNA binding; U4 snRNA binding; protein binding
Source: RefSeq, a predicted model, not a curated record